CACUGCAGGCGGCGACUUCAACAGCACCGCUAAAGUUACACGGAGAGGUAAUGUUUAGGACAGUCACCGAGGAAGUGGUGCAGGUUUUACUAUUUACCAGCAGUCAACUAUCAGCAUUGUCAACUAAGAACUGUCAGGAGGGAUAUAUGCGGCUUUAUUUACUGUACCGUCAUUAUGACAAGUAAAAAACAGACCUGUCCGUACUGUUAACAACCUUGGACUUAGCUAACUUGGCUCCUAGCAAAAACAAAGUAUCAUCUUUCCGCUAUUUACGUAUUUUAAAUCUGUUUACUUGUUAUUUAUUAGUGAUAAAGUGUUGUUUAUGUUAGGUUAAGGUUGAUUUAUCUUUAGGUUAGAGUCAAACAGCUUAAAACGGCUGCAGUUUUAGUCAUUUUCACGUUAUUACCGAAUAUAUUAUAAAAUUGAGAGCAGAAAAAGAUUGGACGGACUCUUAUCAAGGAGCUGAAUGGCCUCUGUUGUGGUAGUGAAAACUGAGAAGCGACCUGCAGCUGAUUCUCAGGAUGCAGACUCAAAUGCAAAAAAGCCCAGGAUGUGGGAAGCACCAUGCUUGGAACCAUCAUCACUCAAUCUCUGCCUACCCCAAAGGAAACUGCUGCCCAGCUUGAAGACUAAGCGAGCUCCUGAACUCGUCCUAGUGAUUGGGACAGGGGUCAGCUCUGCAGUGGCCCCUCAGGUCCCCGCGCUCCGCUCCUGGAAAGGCCUCAUCCAGGCUUUGCUUGAUGCAGCCAAUGACUUUGACCUGCUGGAGGAGGAGGAGAGUCGACGUUUCCAGAAGCACAUGCAGGAAGAUAAGAAUUUGGUGCAUGUGGCCCAUGACCUCAUUCAGAAACUUUCCCCGAGAACAGGCAAUGUGCGAUCCACGUUCUUUAAGGAUUGCCUGUAUGAGGUGUUUGAUGAUUUAGAGUGCAAGAUGGAGCACGCAGGGAAACAUCUACUGCGAUCAGUGCUGCAGUUAAUGGAGAGUGGCGCACUGGUUCUCACUACUAACUUUGACAACCUGCUGGAGAUCUACGCUGCUCACCAGGGCACCAAACUGGAGUCUUUGGACCUGACAGAUGAGAAAAAGGUGUUGGAGUGGGCUCAGGAGAAACGGAGAUUGAGUGUUUUACAUAUCCACGGCGUUUACACCAACCCUAGUGGAAUCGUACUGCACCCUGCUGGUUACCAGAAUGUACUAAGGAACACUGAAGUUAUGCGUGAGAUCCAGAAACUGUAUGAGACCAAAUCAUUUGUAUUCCUCGGCUGCGGGCGUACAGUUGACGACACUACGUUCCAGGCGCUGUUUUUGGAGGCGGUCAAACACAAGUCUGACCUGGAACACUUCAUGCUUGUACGCCGUGAGGAUGUGGGGGAGUUCAAGAAGCUGCGUGACAACAUGCUGGACAAAGGAAUCAAGGUCAUCUCCUAUGGAGACGAAUACGCUGAUCUCCCUGAGUACUUUGAGAGGCUCGCCAAUGAGAUCUGCAACAGAGAUGUUUCUACUAACGGCUGGGGGUCCCCGUCACAAAACGGGGAGGAGCAGCAGAAUGGCUUUAACACACAAAAAAGCCUGCUGCAAGGUUAGGACUGAAUGCUUCUGUUUGACAUCAGGCUGUGGCUGCUUGGAGGAGACAUUUGCAGAAUAACACACUGUGUCCUGUCCUAGGUUGUAUUCUUACUGCAUGCUGGUAGUGAUUCACAGUAUCCAAAUACCUGCUGCUAUUCCCUUAUGCACAGAUACAACUGGCUUUGCAGUAUUGCAUGCUUGACAGUGAGUGGCAUCGUUUGAUUGCGCUUUGUUACUCAAGUAUUCACUCGAGUCCUUCCUUCUCUUUUUGCCACAGACUAUCACUCUUGACAGGCACACAGUUGGAAACACUGUCAGUCAUUUUCUCCCCACAGCUCCAUUGAGAUCAGUCUCCACUACUGGGGAGUUGUAUUUGGGGCCGAUUUCAUUCACUGGAUUUGGGAAUCCAGUAAUAUUAUGGGCCUCUGGAGACCUGAAUGCUGUUGCCAGAAUUUUACAGAUGUCCUUAUUAUCCCUUAUUAGGUCUUGUUUAAAAGGGAAAGUAACGAUCAUCGUCACUACAGGCCUCUGCUUUACUGUUAUUAGCAGUGUCCGAAAAUAAGCCUCAGACACAGCUGUUACACACUGAGGUAUGCACAGAUUUCUCCUGAUGUUUGGAAACCAGAAUAAAAUAAGUUGUUAGUAAAGAUAGAAUAGUGUGUUCUCACUUGAACUUAUCAUCCAUGACUUAAUCCACCGACCGCUGUUGACUGUGUUUAUGAUUCAUUACUCGGACUUGAAUGUUAACAAGCAGAAGCACCUGCAUACUUGUCUUCUAUUAUUCCCCUUUGAAAGAUGCAUUAUGUUUAAGUUAUUAUACACAUUACAUGGUUUUAACUGAAAAUAGUCUUAUUGUUAUACAGUAUGUGAAGUUUGUGUUUGUCAUGCUGAACCCUGAAACCAGGAAAUUGUUAUUUGCACACUACGGGGUGAGUAAUGGGGGAUGGAUGAUUUGUCUACAAAACACACAAUAAUUUUCAUUUUAUCUUCAAAUGUUAAGUUAAAAAUGUCUUUCUUGUCAGUAGCCACUCCUGUGCUAAAAAAAUUAUUUCUUUUUGUAUUUUUAAUACUUACAUGGUAUUUAAGUACUAUUUUCAAAAUAAAACUACUGUUUUCCUA
This is a messenger RNA of Sphaeramia orbicularis (orbiculate cardinalfish), 2686 nucleotides long. RefSeq names its product family with sequence similarity 118 member B (gene siral1). The transcript is spliced from 7 exons. The record is from RefSeq and is a predicted model, not a curated record. Lineage: Eukaryota; Metazoa; Chordata; Actinopteri; Kurtiformes; Apogonidae. Bases 467 to 1585 code for a protein of 372 amino acids.